AUGAAGUUGAAAGGCGCCUGGCUACUGCUGCUUCUUGCAGUCUCUGUGCUGUCGGUGCCCAUCGACCGCAACGACGUCCAACAGGAAGUCAAAGACGGAGCUCAAGAGGAGAACAUGGACACUGGUCUGUACUACGACCGAUAUCUCCGAGAGGUGAUCGAGGUGCUGGAGACGGACCCACAUUUCCGGGAGAAGCUCCAGACUGCCAACACGGAGGACAUCAAGAAUGGACGCUUGAGCAAAGAGCUGGACCUUGUCAGUCACAACGUUCGAACGCGUCUGGACGAGUUGAAGCGGCAGGAAGUUUCCCGCCUAAGGAUGCUGCUCAAGGCCAAGUUGGACAGCACCAACACGCAGAGUUUGCAGAUGGACCAUGCUACCCUGCUCAAGCAAUUUGAACAUCUGGACCCGCACAACCAGAAUGCCUUUGAAGCCAAAGAUCUGGAGCUGCUCAUUUCCACAGCAACUAAGGACUUGGAGAAUUACGAUGCGGAGCGCCACGAGGAGUUCAAGCGCUACGAGAUGCUGAAGGAGCACGAGAGGCGUGAGUACCUGAAGGGUUUGGACCAAGAAAAGCGUGAGAAGGAGGAGCAGCAUAUGCAGGAACUCAAGGACAAACAUCGACAGCACCCCAAGGUCAAUGCGCCAGGUAGUGUGGCUCAGCUGCGAGAAGUCUGGGAGGAGACUGAUCGAUUGGAUCCCAAAGAGUUCAACCCAAAGACUUUCUUCAAACUGCACGACACCAACGAGGAUGGCGUCCUGGACGAGCAAGAGCUAGAGGCGCUUUUCACCAAAGAGCUAGAGAAAGUCUACGACCCAAAAAAUGAGGAGGACGACAUGAUGGAGAUGGAGGAGGAGAGACUGAGGAUGAGGGAACACGUCAUGAAAAACGUGGACACCAACAAAGAUCGACUGGUCAGCCUGGAUGAGUUUCUCAAGUCCACAGAGAAGAAGGAGUUCAACACCGCAAAGGAAUGGGAGACUUUGGACGCAAAGCCGGCGUACACAGAGGAGGAGCUUCAGCGCUUUGAAGCGGAGCUACGUGACAAAGAGGAGGAGCUGAAGAAGAGGGCAGACACGCUUCGUCAGGAGCAGGAGUUGCUGAAGGAGCGUGGAAAAGCCCUUGAGGCCCAGAGGAGGGAAUACCAGCAGGCUGUGCUGGAGAUGGCUCAGAGGCGGAGGGAGCAGCCUGCUGCCCAUGACGGAGAACUUCACCACCAGCAGCCCAAACAGGAAGAUCAAGCAGGAAAAGUUGCUGUGGAGGAAAAUGCCCCAGCGCCAAAUCAUCUGCCCGCCGAACCACCGCAGAAUCUUCCGGCGCACACUUGA
Messenger RNA from Nerophis lumbriciformis (worm pipefish), 1329 nucleotides. The record is from RefSeq and is a predicted model, not a curated record. Lineage: Eukaryota; Metazoa; Chordata; Actinopteri; Syngnathiformes; Syngnathidae.